Molecule: messenger RNA, 2883 nt
Organism: Striga hermonthica
Lineage: Eukaryota; Viridiplantae; Streptophyta; Magnoliopsida; Lamiales; Orobanchaceae
Source: the annotation of a GenBank genome assembly
AUGGACGAGUACUUUACGUACAAUCUGAAAGGUACAUUUAGCUUGUCUCUGUUCGAACUGACUCACCUUAAUUAUGUCGAACUCAGUUACAUUGAUUUUAGCGGGAGCCCGAUUCCCGAGUCAAUCUGUUCUCUUGAAAGAUUACGACAUCUCAGUCUUAGUCACUCGAAUUUCGUGGGUUCGAUACCUCUUCAUUUCAAGAACUUGUCCAUGUUGAGACAUCUUGACUUAAGUGGUAAUAACGGCUUAACCAUCACAAACCUCGAGUGGCUGUCCGGUUUUCGGUCACUCGAAUACAUUGACCUCAGCUAUGUUUCGCUCGAGAAGGUUAAGACGUGGCUACAAGCAAUAACCAAUUUGGAAAAUUUGAAAGAGGUACGUUUAUCGGGUUGUGACCUGUCAAAUGAUGUUGUUGUGCCUUCUUCCUCACUCGAUUUCGUUAAUGCUACUUCUGAUUCUCUUCUUGUACUCCUUGACCUCUCUCACAAUAAUAUCGUGUCUUUUAUGCUGAUUUUACGUGAGUUUCGUGACGUGAGCAAGAGCUUAAGUUACCUCGAUUUGUCAUUUAACAGUGAUCGUGAAAAGGUGAUACCCGACGAGUUUGGUAGUUUCGUGUCCCUUUCGUAUCUCAACCUCCAAUAUUGCAACCUUACUGGCAGCAUCUCUUAUGCAUUAUUCGGUAGUCUGACGCGACUUUCUUAUCUCGAUCUCUCAUUCAAUAAUCUUGAAGGUAACAUCCCCAAUGCUUUGUGGAGUCUAAUUUCGAUUGGUCAUCUCGAUCUCUCGUACAAUAAACUCCAAGGCGAGUUUUCUCGACCCUCCGAGGGCAACCCGAAAAAUGUCCGGUACUUAGAUCUCUCCCAUAACAACUUGUCUGGAAAGAUAUCGCAUUUGGUUAUGUGGUUAUGGGAAUCCACCGUGUUAGAGUAUCUUUGUUUGGACGAGAAUCUUUUUACCGGUUCUUUGCCUAACAUGUCGAGAUUCUCAUCUUUGAAGGAAAUUAGGCUUAAAGGUAAUCAACUGAACGGUUCGCUCGGACAUGACAGCUUUAACCUUCCUAGUCUAGAGGUUCUUGACGUGUCCGAAAACAAGUUUUUCGGGCCGAUACCCAAUCUUUCAUCAUGUUUGUCCUUGAGAUUAGUAAGUUUAGAUGGUAACAUGUUUAACGGCACUUUGCCCGAAACAAUCGGCUAUCUUUCGAGUGCCGAAGAAUUGAACCUCAGCCACAAUAACUUAGAAGGAGUAAUAAUCGAAGCCCAUUUUCUUAAUCUCUCCAAGUUGACAACAUUGAACUUGUCUUUCAACUCAAACCUUACUAUAAGAAUCAGCUCUUCAUGGAAUCCUGUCUUUCAGCUGAGUUCACUUACAUUAGCAAGCUGCAAAGUGGGGCCUCUUUUCCCUCGAUGGCUUCGAAACCAAAAACGUGUUAAAAAACUCGACAUCUCUAAUUCUGGAAUAUCCGACUAUAUCCCGGCUUGGUUUUGGAACAACACUGUGCAGAGUGACUCGAUCAAUCUGUCGUAUAAUCACAUUUAUGGUGUUCUACCCGAUUUUUCGUUUACACCAUUAGCAUUAAAUGUAGACUUGAGCUCUAAUGAACUCACCGGUUCAUUACCACCUCUCGGCAACUCUGAACUUUUUAGCAUAAAUUUGUCGAGGAAUAAGUUUUCAGGCACGUUACACAACAUUUGUAAUAAUCUCUCCACAUUAAGUCUUGAUCUUUCGAACAACUUUUUCUCGGGUGAGAUUCCACGUGAUUGUUUCGGAAACUUCUUGAAUGCUGAAAUGCUGAAUCUGGCUAACAACAAUUUCUCCGGAGAGAUUCCGAACUCGAUCGACUCGGAUUGUAACGUUAUAUCAUUACACCUACGGAAUAAUAGUUUCACCGGAGAAAUUCCGAGUUCGUUGAUGAACUGUACAGGAUUGGUUUUUCUUGACCUUGGAGAAAAUAAAUUCACCGGACAAAUACCUGUCUGGCUCGGAGAUAGUCUCCUCCAUUUGUCGGUUCUAAUCUUAAAGUCAAACGAGCUUUAUGGUGCUCUGCCUUCGAGCUUGUGCCGUUUAUCGAACCUUCAAGUCUUGGAUCUUUCUGUUAACAAGAUUUCGGGGACUCUGCCGGAAUGCGUGAACAACUUCACGGUUAUGGCUUCGAAAGACUUUUGGUUUGACGACCCCGAUUAUUUUUUGGACGAUAGGAUUGUUAGUUAUUACCUUAUUUUCGAAAACGCUUACGUGACAUGGAAAAGGAAGAGUGUCGAGUACAAAACCAUCGAGCUGAGUCUGUUGAAAACGAUCGAUCUUUCGAGCAACAAUAUAACCGGAGAAAUCCCGAACGAGAUCACAUGCCUCGUGGGCCUAUUCGGACUUAACCUCUCGGGAAACAACUUGGUCGGCCCAAUUCCAGACGCCAUUGGUCGGUUGGACCUUCUAAACUUUCUCGACUUGUCUAGAAACGAACUCUCGGCCCACAUUCCUCUUUCCCUUUCGCAGCUGAGUUUCCUCGGGAUUUUGGACUUGUCUUUCAACAACCUUUUUGGUAAAAUCCCAUGGGUUGGUCACAUGCAGACUUUCAAAGAAGUCACGUACAAUGGGAAUCCUCUGCUUUGUGGCCCGCCGCUUGUUCAGAAGCCUUGUCCUGAAGAUGAGAUGACACGUAACGGCACGGAUAGCGGCCAAGAGCGCGAGGAUGACAUGUUUUUUAGUAGAGAGUUUUGGCGCGGCUCGUUGCUCGGUUUUGUUAUCGCAUUUUGGGGAGUUUUCGGCAGUUUAUUUCUGAGCAGGCAGUGGUAUAUCGCCAUGUUCAAGAAGUUUGCUGCUGUGGAAGAUUGGUUGUAUGUGAAGAUAUUGGUGAAUGAGAGGCGCCUGCAGAGGUUUUUUUCAUAG